Helianthus annuus (common sunflower) is the source of this 1970-nucleotide messenger RNA. Its product is annotated as 2-pyrone synthase. Gene Ontology annotation, molecular function: acyltransferase activity, transferring groups other than amino-acyl groups. Gene Ontology annotation, biological process: polyketide biosynthetic process. Bases 66 to 1277 code for a protein of 403 amino acids. The record is from RefSeq and is a predicted model, not a curated record. The transcript has 3 exons. NCBI's taxonomy places the organism in Eukaryota, Viridiplantae, Streptophyta, Magnoliopsida, Asterales, Asteraceae.
CUCAUUACUAUAAAUAAUAACAGUUAUAACAUUUGUUUCGAUAUACAGAUCAAAGUUUGAAAAAUAUGACAUCGUUUCAAAAGAUCAUAGAUGUCGAAACAAUCCGAGAGACACAACGAGCACGAGGUCUAGCCACCAUUCUUGCUAUUGGCACUGCAACUCCUCUCAGUUAUAUUAAUCAAGAUGAUUACGCCGACUAUUAUUUUCGCGUUACAAACAGCGAGCAUAUGAUUAAGCUUAAAGAGAAGUUUAAACGCAUAUGUGACAAGACAAUGAUCAAGAAGCGAUUCAUGCUGCUCACCGAAGAGUUUCUAAAAGAAAAUCCCAACAUGUGCGAGUAUACAAGUCCAUCUUUAAACACUCGCCAAGACUUGUUGAUCACUGCAGUCCCAAAGCUUGGCAAGGAAGCCGCUAUCAAAGCUAUCGAAGAGUGGGGACUCUCGAAAUCUAAGAUCACCCAUCUCAUCUUUUGCACCACCUCGGGAAUCGACAUGCCUGGUGCUGACUUUCAACUCACCAAGCUACUUGGUCUCUCCCCUAUGGUCAAUCGGCUCAUGGUAUACCAACAGGGCUGUUCGUCAGGGGGCAUGGCCCUUCGUCUAGCCAAGGACCUUGCUGAAAACAAUAAGGGUUCACGUGUCCUUGUUGUCUGCGCAGAUAGCAUGGCUUCUUUUUUCCGGGGACCUAGUGAGAACCAUGUUGAUUCUUUAGUUUGUCAAGCCCUUUUUGGAGACGGAGCUGCUGCAAUCAUCGUGGGUUCAGAUCCGGAUUUAUCUACUGAAAAUCCGUUGUUUGAAAUUGUUUCUGCAAAUCAAACAAUCAUACCGGACACUGAGACAGCAAUGACCUUACACUUGAGGGAGGAAGGAUUUGAAUCUUACUUGCACAAGGAUGUACCGAAGAGGAUCUCUGAGAAUAUAGAGAGCGCGCUAAAGCGUGCGCUGUCUCCACUAGGUCUAAGUGACUGGAACUCACUGUUUUGGAUAGUUCAUCCUGGUGGUAGAGCCAUACUCGACAACGUGGAGCUAAAGCUUAACCUCGAUAAGGAGAAGUUGAGGGCUAGUAGGCACGUGCUAAGUGAAUAUGGAAACUUGUCGGGUGCAUGUGUGUUGUUCAUCAUCAAUGAGAUGAGAAACAAAUCUAAGGAGGAUGGGGAAAGUACGACCGGUGAAGGUUUAGAUUGGGGCGUUUUGUUUGGGUUUGGCCCGGGUUUGACAAUUGAAUCGGUUGUUCUUCGCAGCCAUCCCGUGACUACUCUUGUUGGCACCAAAAGUUGAUAACAAAUGUUGCAUAAUAAUGACUAUUAAUUAAAUAACUAAUUUAUAAGCUGUCUGGUUUGUUAUGGGAUUUGCAACUAGAGCAAAUCUUUGUAUUCUUGUGUUUAUAUUCCUUGUACUUGUUACAAGGAAGAUAUUAUUAAUAAACAAACACAAGAUUUUCAAGUGGUUAUAAAAACUAAAACACCUUAACUCAAGACACAACUAUAGUUUUGCGUCUAUUCGUACGUGGUAAACACAAGAGGGAGGAUCGAGUGUGAUCCAUAAACACAAUCAACCUCAUAAACAACCAAUAUUACCAGUAUUACAAGCUUUAGUUGGAAACAGAAAAUGCUAACCAUCCUAGAGACCAUGGGCGUAUACAAGUACAUUAUUUCACAGGUUCUCGUGGACAAACCAGACGACAAUUGGGAUCAAAUGGAUGGUUUUGUUUCGAGCUGCAUCAACGCAAUCCUUAGUCAGUCAUUUGCUCAUCUUGCGUAGGGAAAACCAGAGCCUCACAACUAUGGAAAGUCAUUGAAGUGACGUACUUCCAACAUGUAUCGCCAAGAAAAUACUACUGAAAACUCAGUUUCAAACACUGAUACAAUGCAAUUCACCCAUGUUGUUCUAUGAUGUUGCUAAACAAUUAUCUUUUUCAUUGUCAUCAUCUUGUAGCAUUGUUCUAUUACAUACAUAUUAUUCAUUGUGAUA